AAGGUCGCCAUUUUGGCUCAAACAAAGUCAGAAAGACUUAGUUAAAUACGGAUGUUUUGUAAUUUAGGAUUAACACAGUACCAAUAUUAUGCCAAUCGGUCUCGUCAUGUGAGUGAGCUGACAAUUGACAAAUUAGUUUUUUUUCGAGCAAUGUAAAUGUGCAGUUUUGCUUAAAAAAAAAAAAGAAGAAAAAAAAAAGAUGUUUACCUCUGCGGUGCCUGUUUGUCAGCAUAACAAAUUCAUACAAUAACAAUACUAUUAACGCUGGUGUUUGUUUGUUUUCGUGUACAAUGGGUGGAUGUUCGGCUCCUAAUUGUUCCAAUUCAACCAGCAUCGGGAAACAACUGUAUAGAUUUCCCAAAGAUCUUGUCAGGAAGAAGAAAUGGGUUGUUAAUUGCCGACGCGACUUUGAACCAACUCCACACUCGAGAUUAUGCCAAGACCAUUUUGAGCCGAGUCAGUUUGAGGAGUUGGCAAAAUCCCCAGCUGGAGGAAAGAAAUUGAAGCCCAAUGCCAUCCCAACUCUCUUCAGUGCCGGAGACCCUCCUUACCCUGCAAUUACUACUCCAUUCAUUAUGCUGCCCUUGAAACCUGAGCUAGUGGAGAAGGAGCUGAAUGUUGGUGAUCAUGGCUAUGCUAGACGCACUCCUCUGCUUGGCCUUGAAGAGGAGGAUGGAGAUAGGCCAGCUGUGGACCAGCAGUCCUGCACACAAUGCCACCUCCUCAAAAAACAGCUGGAGAAAGAGAUGCAGCAUACCGUAAGACUACAAAAGGAGGCAGAAGAGAUGAAGAAACGUCUCUACAGGCUUGACCGUAUUGAGAAGGGACUCCAGAACUUUCUAUAUGAGGACCAGAUCCGCGCUUUGUCUCUCACCAAGCGGUCUCGCCGAGCCGUCUGGUCUCCAGAGACUAUCCUGAAGGCUAGAAAGAUUCGAAGUGCGGUGGGCACCAAAGGCUACGAGUACCUGAGAGAGCUGGGGUACCCGUUACCCUCCUACCGGACUCUAUGUAACCGCCUAGAAACCAAGAUCAUGGUAACGACUGACAUGAGCUGUGAGGAAUUGGCAGAGCUGGGCCUGGGACUCAUGGCCACCUGCGAUAGCCCAACAGAAGAUGUUGGCGACAAUGAUGAGGAAGACCUUCUUGGUGUCUUGUCCUGAUUUCUGCUGUUUGCGUGACUCAUCAAGCAAAUGAGAGCUCUCAUCAAAUGGACACUAUUUGCUUUGCACCAUUUAAUUAAGGAUGCUCUUUAAGUUUGAUGAGAUGCAGGAGAACACGCUUAACACGAGGUUACACAAAAGUAUGCUGAGAUUUGUUGAGAAACUUAAAACAUGCAACCAAUUGAGUCAUGUGACCGCUAGCAGACCAAACACAAACUUUUUUUUUCAUUUUACGACUCUUUUAGAAAACCCAAG
Molecule: messenger RNA, 1415 nt
Organism: Syngnathus acus (greater pipefish)
Lineage: Eukaryota; Metazoa; Chordata; Actinopteri; Syngnathiformes; Syngnathidae
Exons: 4
Coding region: 291-1160 (289 amino acids)
Molecular function (GO): sequence-specific DNA binding
Source: RefSeq, a predicted model, not a curated record